Arxiozyma heterogenica is the source of this 2328-nucleotide messenger RNA. RefSeq lists its product as uncharacterized. The record is from RefSeq and is a predicted model, not a curated record. NCBI's taxonomy places the organism in Eukaryota, Fungi, Ascomycota, Saccharomycetes, Saccharomycetales, Saccharomycetaceae. The transcript has a single exon. The coding region runs from base 1 to 2328 and encodes 775 amino acids. Gene Ontology annotation, molecular function: RNA binding.
AUGUGGACAACUUUCAACUAUAAAUGGAUCACUAUUCCAUCCUCAAUAGAUGAUACAAUUCUUUACAAAAAUGAUAACGGUUGCAAUUGUAUUAAAUUUCUGAAACAAUUACUAAAUAUAAGUACUGAUAUAUCAAUUGAAAAUUUAGAAACUAUAAGUAGUAACACCAAUGCCAAUACUAAUGACAAUACCAGUUUUUAUCCAAUUAUUUUUAAUCGUAUAAAUGAAUACUUAGUUGACUUGAGAUUAAUAAUUCGCAUAUAUCACAAUAACAAAGAGAGCAAUACUAUUUCUAACAAUAAAAUAGAUUAUUCGCGGAUCUCAUCCUUCGAUAUUCACGGUUUCCAUGUAUCAAAAUAUUUAUUGGAAGACGAAUGUUUCGGUAAUCUUAAAAAUAUAUUCAAUCAGAUUAGUCAUGACUAUAAAGUCGAUAUAAUGAUAACAAAAUAUGACUUUUUAAAUAUAUUAAAUGAUACAACAGAUAAUAAUUCUCCUUGUUUAUAUAUCGUUGGACAAAACAACGUAUUAAUUUUUUUAAAAAAUGUUAUCGAGUUCGUUAUCUCUAAUUACACUUUAUCUCAAAGGAUUCCAAUUUUAAACGCUUAUUCUAUCCCCAUGAUAUCAGGUCCACAUUCUAUUAAUGUUGACUAUUUUAAGACCAUCCACAAUGUAUCUUUACAUGUACCAACUUUAUCAGACUUAACUCAUUCCGAUCUAUAUAUCGGUGGCUAUGAUAAUUUAACCACCGAAGCCACUGUAGAAUAUGUCACCACAAUAUUUAAUAAAUUUUUAUCAGAUUUAUGCCCUAUUCAAAAUACCAUGUCUUCUCCAUUUGGUAUUAAUACUAUUCCAUUAGGUAAGAUUUACUUUUUGAGAAAAUUUAGAUUCCUUCAUUUGAAUUCAUUAUCUAUUAAACAUCAAACAUGUAUAAAUUUUACUGAGUUAAAUAACAAUAGUAACAACAACAACACACCAUCUUCAUGUUCUUUAUUGGUUCAUGGAUCUUCAUCAGAGUCAAUCCAAUCGUGUCUAAAGGACUUAUCCUUAUCAAUUUUACAAAAUCUUAUUGAAAUUACUUUUUACUUUGAUUCAAUUAUCUUAGAUUUAAGUAGUCUUUUCAGCAUCCUCGAAGGUGAAGAAUUUAUUUUAGUAACACCUUUAGAUAAUCUCAUAUCCAAUCCCAUCGAUUCAUUCACUUUAAUCAUCGACUAUAAUAGAUUCCUGAAUAUUAUGGAUCAAUUGUUAACCCUACCAUUUGCUGAAAACUUAAAACAAUUCAAGACGAUAUUUCAAAUUCAUUACGAUUUUGAACAAUUCAUAUCUGGCAAAAAAAAUGGUAAGCUAAUUAAAAUUAUGGAUCAACAACCUAAUUGUAUAGUGAGACUACUAAAUGAAAGAAGUAACGAUAAAAAUGAUAUUUUGAUGAAUUUGGAACUCAUUAAUGGCCCACAAAAAUUAGAAUAUAAACAAAGUCUAAAAUUGAUAAUUGAUGAAUUACCUAUUGAGGAAUCUUUCCAUAUUGGUGAGGUAUUCCAUAGACCAAUUAUUGGUUCAGGUGGAUCUAUUAUUCAGACUAUAAUGAGAAAAUACAAUGUUUUCAUCCAAUUUUCAAACAGUUUCAAUCUACCACAAUUGAACUGGUCCUUGAUUAGAUACCCAAACGUAAUAAUAAGAUGCCCAAGAAAAAAUAUGGCAAACAUUAAACUGGCCAAGGAAGAAAUAUUGAAUUUAGUUAAUAAAUUUAAGAUUAAUCAAGAUUUACAGUCUUUUCAAUUAUCCUUUGCUAUGUACCAUUUUAUCACAUUAAAAAAAAACCAUACAAAAAUUCCACAGAUUGAAAAGACUUAUAAUGUCGCUAUUAAUUUUCCAGCUCCGAAUGAAAUGAAGAAUUAUGUUAAUGAAAAUUUCACAUUAACUAUUGGAAGUAGUUUUAACAAUAAUCAAAAUGAUGUUUCAACAUUUUCAAACGAACAGGAUCAUGACAACAGCGCUAGCACUAGUAAUAACAACAACAAUAAUAUAAAUAAUAAGAAAAACUCAUUUAAUGCAAUGAUUAAAUUUAAAGAAAUCGUAUGUGGUAAAGAAACCAUAUUUGAAAUGUCAGAUAACUUCAAAACAUUCAUAAAGCAAAAAAAUGAAUGGUUCCACGACAAUGUUAUCUUACAAUUAGAAUCUCUAUGUCAUUGUGUUUUAAGAGUUUCUAAUGAUUUAAACUCAUUACAAUUAAUACAUCAAUCACCAAAAGAAUAUGCAAUAGUCCUACAUUAUUUAGAAGUUUUAAAAGCUAAAUUCAAUAUCGUAGUUGUAUGUGAGAAACAAAUAUCCUAA